Pelodiscus sinensis (Chinese soft-shelled turtle) is the source of this 1202-nucleotide messenger RNA. NCBI's taxonomy places the organism in Eukaryota, Metazoa, Chordata, Testudines, Trionychidae. The record is from RefSeq and is a predicted model, not a curated record.
CCGAGCUGGCAGCUUCCUGGUUUCUGCUGUGCCUGACCCCAGUUGCCUGGAGUAGCUCCCUGGAGUAUGGGGGAAGGGGUUUCAAGCCUUGCUCAGUGCUGUGUGGGCCUCACCAUGGGGUGACCAUGGGACAUGAGGAAUCAUCUGGGCCUUCAGCCAGCUGAGCCAUUGGGGAAGGAGGUGGUGACCUGUGUGGGGCGCUUGCUGGCUCCUGCACUAGUGGGGGGAGGUUGUUUGUGUAGCAUUCCGGAAGGGAUCAGCCAUGUGCGUUCUGCUCACUCCCCCACUGGUUCCCUGGGCUGCCUAGAGAGCAGUGCCAGGUGAAGGGGCGUCUGCCCAGGGCUUAUGUUGUUUCACAAGCCAGUGAUGCUGCUUUCUAAGGAGGGUUGUGGGCAUGAAAGGUCUAGUCCUGAGCUUUGUGGGGCCAGAUGCAGAGUCGCUCAGGUGCAGCCUGCUCUGCCCCCUUUGCUGAGUGCUCUGUCUCCCCAGAUCCUGCAGGCAGACGGUGGGAAUUACUGUGCUUGUGUGAACGCGGCCACGCUGGCCACCAUAGACGCAGGCAUCCCCAUGCGAGACUAUGUGUGCGCCAGCUCUGCCGGCUUCAUCGAGGACACGCCCCUGGCUGACCUCAACUACGUGGAGGAGGCAGCUGGGGGCCCCCAAGUGGCUCUGGCCCUGCUGCCUAAGUCGGACCAGAUCGCCCUGCUGGAGAUGAACUCGCGGCUGCACGAGGACCACCUGGAACAGGUCAUCGAGGCUGCCAGCAAGGCCUGCAAGGAUGUCUAUGCUGUGCUGGACCAGGUGGUGCGUGAGCACGUGCACGAGGUCACCACGCUGCUGGGGGAGUGAGCGCACAGGCCUGUGUGCCUAGAACCAGUGCUGCACGUGACUGUGGGUGGGGACAGGGAGCGCUGCCGUGGCCGCCGCAGGGAUCGAUUCAGCCAAAGCCCAUGCCAACACUGCCCCUUUGUCCAGCUGCUUUGUUCUCCGAUGUGCACACUGGGCCCAGGUUGAGCGCCUCUGCUGGGCGCUAAUAUCACAUUGGUACAUGUGAAUGCCCCGCGGCGUCUGUCAAGCCUGGUGUUCCUCGCUGGGUGAUGGGCCCUGACAUGGCUUCCUGGAUCUGUAGCCAUGGCUGCUGACUCCUGGGCUGUUGGCCUCUCCCAUUCUCCUAGGCGCUGCGAGAGGCUGGGGCGCGUGGG